This is a messenger RNA of Cynoglossus semilaevis (tongue sole), 1209 nucleotides long. RefSeq names its product DnaJ (Hsp40) homolog, subfamily C, member 24 (gene dnajc24). Lineage: Eukaryota; Metazoa; Chordata; Actinopteri; Pleuronectiformes; Cynoglossidae. Gene Ontology annotation, molecular function: ATPase activator activity; ferrous iron binding. The transcript is spliced from 5 exons. The record is from RefSeq and is a predicted model, not a curated record. The coding region runs from base 91 to 609 and encodes 172 amino acids. Gene Ontology annotation, biological process: positive regulation of ATP-dependent activity.
CUUCAUUCAACAUAUCUUGUUUUUCGGGGGACUCAUAACAUCGACGCACAAUAUGUCGUCUUCUUGGUGACGGUCGUGCUGUGAGCAGCCAUGUGUGAGGCAGUAACAAAGGACCUGUACGCUGUGCUGGGAGCCGAGCCUUCAGACUCUGUCCAACAGCUCAAACACAGAUACCAGCGCCUGGCCUUACAGUACCACCCGGACCGUCUCGUAGGUGAGGGCUCUACAGAGGCAGAAACUGGUGUGAGAAAAUUCCUGGAGGUUGAGGCAGCUUGGAGGAUCCUGAGUGACACAGACACCAGGAAGAAUUAUGACCAGCAGAGAAGAGCACAGGAACUCAAACAGGAUUGGCCCGUGGACUCAACAGUGUCUCUGGAGGACAUGACAUGGGACCAGGCUGAGUCUGUGUACACGUAUUGUUGUCGCUGUGGAGGAGGAUUCAACAUUACAAAGGAAGAGGUGAUGGAAGAGGAGGAGGGGACGAGGAGGAAGCUGCAGGGAGACGGAGAGGAGGCGUCAGUGGAAGGAGAACACGGAGUGGUCGUGUGCUGUGACACCUGUUCCCUCAGUGUUCACGUCACACGGUCAGCACGCAGCAACUGCUUAUAAACACAGUACCAGUUUGACCGCUGGUUGUGUUGACUGUAGCCACACGAGCGGCAACUGCUCAUCUGGAGCUAAUGCUAAAGCCACCAACAGGGCAAAAGUGGAACUGCAGGGCCCACAGUUCCAGCCACAGUUCAUCCUAAAGUGUCUUCAGCAACUCAUCAACAACACAGUGGUGACAAAACAGUGCAGAGAAAAGGCUGUAUUUCAAAUACAGUAAAGUGAAAGAAUGUGUUGGUGUUUUUAAUCAUAAUUUUAAAAAGAAAAAAAAUGUUAGAAAAAUAUUUUCCAAGGAGUAUUUUUUUUUUAAUCAAUUACUUGACAUUUCAAGUGACCCAUAUGACUUCUAGGUGACCCCAAGGUUUGACAGUCACCAGGGUAUAAUAUACAGUUCAGGAACACAGAGAUAAACAACAAUUUGUACUUGAACUCAUAUCUAUGGUUCAGUCAAACUGGGACUCAAUCCAUCGACCUUCUUGCUGUUAGUCUAUAACUUUAUUAUUCAAUUUCCUGUACAUCAUGCUGUUUAUAAACCAGAAGGUCCUGGUUUGUUUAUACACUGUUUCUAUGUAGUAAAUACUAAUAAAAGCACUUUUGUUGUUU